Suillus paluster is the source of this 678-nucleotide messenger RNA. RefSeq lists its product as uncharacterized. NCBI's taxonomy places the organism in Eukaryota, Fungi, Basidiomycota, Agaricomycetes, Boletales, Suillaceae. The record is from RefSeq and is a predicted model, not a curated record. The transcript has 3 exons. The coding region runs from base 1 to 678 and encodes 225 amino acids.
AUGGCACGCUACCGCCAAUAUCACAAUACCACUUCACUCGAUCAAACCAAGCCAUGGGGCUAUUCUCGGGGUCUGCAACUCGCUCGAGUCGAGCAGAUCCGUCUUCGAUCGCUCCGGAUGCACCGGGACGAGAACGUUUAUACCGGCGUUGGCACGCGCAAGCUUAGGCCGCGGCUUGACACCGCAACCGAGCGCGCGGGCUAUACCGGCAAACGUACGUUCUGGCUGGAGGCACCAUCCAUCCUCCUAGCUAAGUAUGAUCCGGACAAACGCCUUGAGGCGUUCACCCACACGUUGCUGCAUCAGAUCUGCACGUGGCGAUACAAGGCGUGGUUGGUGCAGACGCAGGACUUACUGCCGCCGACCCAAUGGUACCCGGGCAUCGCUGCUCAGGGACCGGGCCGUCAGGCUGCCAGGUGGGCAAUCCAACCUAAAAGGACACGUAUGACGCCAGAGCCGGAGUUGUUCCGGCGGGCCGACUUGUCCCUGGAUUCCGUUUCACGGGAUUACAGGGAGGCGGUCACUGGUACGCCAAUCCCAAGCCAAGGAUUCUUUGCUUGGGAUAAUCAGUCGGUCCGCACCUGGAGAGGUGAGGAGGUGCAGCGGUACGUGAACCUGCUGACACAUGAGGAGGCGGACUUGGAGCCCAGGUCUCUGGACGGCGAGGAUAGGUGGUAG